UGGAGCGGUCCCGGCGGCGGGGCCGGGGCAUGCCGCGUUCCCGGAGCCGCGGUGCGGGUUUGUGCUCGGGCCCGCCGCCUCCAUGGCCAGCCCGCGGUGCGGGUUUGUGCUCGGGCCCGCCGCCUGCAUUGCCUGCCCGCGGUGCGGGUUUGUGCUCGGGCCCGCCGCCUGCAUUGCCUGCCCGCCCUCAUGGCCGUGGCCCGGUGCUGGCGGGGAUGGCACUCCGGUUCUGGGGGCCCUUCCGAAGAGCCGAGGACUUAUCAUUCCCUGACUUUGGCCAGAUGGAGGAGGAGACUGCGAGGAAGAGGAAGAUGCUCUGGGACACCCAGGCAGGGAAUGACCUGCACACAGAGGCCAGGGAAGACAAAUCCCCAUGUCAGAACCUCGUGGAAGAGGCUGUUUUAAGCAGCUCCACAGCACAGGAAUUCAGCAAGGAGGAAAAGCCCCGGAGAUCCCCCACAAGAUGCAGCUUUAAACCCAGCCCAGGGAGCUCUGAGGAGGAAAGACCCACCCAGUGCCAGGAACGCAGCCAGAGCUCAGAGCUGGUGAUCCAUGAGCAGCUUCCUGACAGGGAGAAGCCCUACAAGUGCUUGGAGUGUGGGAAGAGCUUCAGCUGGAGCUCCCACCUCAUCCGGCACCAGAGGAUUCACACUGGGGAACGGCCCUACACGUGUGGGGAGUGUGGGAAGAGCUUCAGCCAGAGCUCUGACCUGGUGGUCCACCAGCGCCUUCACACAGGGGAACGCCCCUACAAGUGCUUGGAAUGUGGAAAGAACUUCAGCAAGAGGUCCAGCCUCACAUACCACCAGCGCUUCCACACUGGGGAACGGCCACAUGUUUGCUUGGAAUGUGGGAAGGGCUUUAUCCAGAGCUCCCACCUCAUCAGCCACCGCCGGCUGCACACCGGGGAACGGCCCUAUAACUGCUUGGAGUGUGGGAAGAGCUUCAACCGCAGCUUCAGCCUCGUCAUCCACCAACGUGUCCACACUGGGGAGCGGCCCCACGAGUGCCACGAGUGUGGGAAGAGGUUUCAGAGCAGCUCCGAUCUCGUCCUGCACCAGCGGAUGCACGCGGGGGAGAGGCCCUUCCGCUGCUCUGACUGCAGGAAGGCUUUCAUCCGUAGCUCUGACCUGGUCAAGCACUGGCGCGUCCACACUGGGGAACGGCCCUACACGUGUGGGGAAUGUGGGAAGAGCUUCACCCAGAGCUCUGCUUUGACCUCACACCAGCGGACCCACUGGUAAGAGAAGCCCUACGAGCGCUCCAGCUGUGGGAAGAGCAUUGGAGGAUCCGUGCUGGGCAGAGCAUGAGGUGACCCAUGUUCCUCGUGAUCCACUUUGGAAGGCAUCUGGCUUGUGGUCUCCACAUCCUUCGGGUUCUCCAUAGGCACCUGGAUGAGCAGAGGGGCAAGAACAUCCACUGGGACACAGACUGAUGGUGGAAAUUCAUUGGGAAGAGUGGACUUGUUGACUUUAGACCCCAAAAAAUCUCAUCUGCUCCAUCCAAUAAUUUCUUCCUCUGGUAUCAAGCAACACUGGAUGAUCUUUAGGGUCAUUUCCAACCUAAAUAAUUCCACAAUUCUAAUUCUCUGUGGCCCAUGGGUGUCUUGCACAGCCAAAUGGUGAUGGACUGGGGCAAAGACCAAAAUUUUGAACAGAGUGGGGUAGAGAUCCCUCUUAAAAAGGCUCUUCCACCCACCCAAGCCAACUCCAUGGACACUCACACAAUGCUGACAUCUAAAUCUUUUUAUUUUGGCCUUGAUUUUCUUUUGAUUCAUGUUUAUCCCUUAAAAACACCCAAGGUUGGGGUAAAAAAAUUGAAUAGAACCUCUGAACUGCCAACAUUUAUUGAAAUUUUGGGGUUCUAGGGGAUAUUUGGAGAAAUGUGGGAGAGUUUUCUCCAUUGUUUUGCAGUCCAAAUCCAAGAGGGAUCAAUCAGUUACAUCAAAAUUACUCAAUCCUGCUGAAAAUGGCUAAAUCCCAACCUAAAAUAGCUCUGUCCCACCCCUUAAGGGCAUGAUUCCAAAUGUCUCAAAAUGUCUCAAUUCCACCCCAAAAAUCAUGUGAUCCCACAGCACC
This is a messenger RNA of Zonotrichia leucophrys gambelii, 2078 nucleotides long. RefSeq names its product zinc finger protein 239-like. Gene Ontology annotation, molecular function: DNA-binding transcription factor activity, RNA polymerase II-specific; RNA polymerase II cis-regulatory region sequence-specific DNA binding. Gene Ontology annotation, biological process: regulation of transcription by RNA polymerase II. NCBI's taxonomy places the organism in Eukaryota, Metazoa, Chordata, Aves, Passeriformes, Passerellidae. The transcript has 3 exons. The record is from RefSeq and is a predicted model, not a curated record. Bases 30 to 1244 code for a protein of 404 amino acids.